Momordica charantia (bitter melon) is the source of this 4083-nucleotide messenger RNA. Its product is annotated as putative RNA-dependent RNA polymerase 1. Gene Ontology annotation, molecular function: RNA-directed RNA polymerase activity; RNA binding. The record is from RefSeq and is a predicted model, not a curated record. Lineage: Eukaryota; Viridiplantae; Streptophyta; Magnoliopsida; Cucurbitales; Cucurbitaceae. Gene Ontology annotation, biological process: siRNA processing. Gene Ontology annotation, cellular component: nuclear RNA-directed RNA polymerase complex.
AGAGUUAUGGUUUAUGGCGGCAAUGGUCGCUUCCUCUGCCUUCCUUGUCCAUUCACAUUCCCCAUAUUAGAGACUGAGCUUACAGUUGACUGUUGUCUCUCUCUUUUUUCUCUGUUCUUUGAUGUCCCUUCUACACUCUCAAGCCCAUCAAUUUGUACCUGUUGGAGCAUGAAUUCCCUUCAAGAUUAAGUUUUUGCAUCUGGGUUCAUCAUUGGGGUUUGAUCUCUGUGCACACCACUCAAUUUUGGAACUCAAUCAUCCAAAGUUUUUCUCUGGGGCAUACAAAUUUACCAUUGCAAGUGCCAUAGCCAUACUUGGUUCUUUGGGAUCUUAUGGGAAAAACAGUUCAUAUUAGUGGAUUUCCUGCAGGCGUCACGGCAGAUGCCGUUAGGAGUUAUUUGGAGGGUCGUACGGGUGUUGGAACUGUCUAUGCUCUUAAGAUUAGAGAACCCAAAAAGGGGGGAAGUAGAUUAUAUGCUUUUGUUCAAUUCACUGGCUCUAGAGAAGCUGAGUUGAUCAUUUCAUUGGCUAAUCAACGGAUUCAACGCCUGUGGUAUGGAACUUCGUAUCUCAAGGCUCGAGAAGCGGAUGUUGAUAUUAUACCGAAGCCUAGGACGUACAUGCAUACCUUGGAAGAUUUGACAUUGUGCUUUGGUUGUCAGGUCUCAAGUGAAAAGUUUUGUGUCCUGUGGGAAGGAAGGGAUGUUUUGGUGACUUUUGGAUUUGGAAUGCGAAAAAUGAACUUUCGUUUGUCUCAUAACUUUGUAGAGUACAGGUUCGAGCUUUCGUACGAGAACAUUUGGCGGAUAGAACUCCAUCAUUCGCGGCAUCAGUCCAUGAAGUAUCUUGUGAUCCAGUUAUAUGGAGCUCCUUGGAUAUAUAAAAAAGUUGAAUCUUCUAGUGGGAGUAGACAGGUUUUUGACGAUCCUCUUUUGAACUACUUCAAAGAAGUACCUGAUGAUCAAUGGGUUAGAAGUACUGAUUUUACUCCAUCAUCCUGUAUAGGACAAUCUUCUUCGUUAUGUUUGAAGCUACAUAACUGUCGUGAACUUCCAAAUUUUGGACAGAAUUUUGCUUAUUACAAAGAAACUGAAGAUGAAUUUCGGUUGGUUGAUGGAGGCAACGGUUUUUCGUGCUCUGCAGAUCUUGUUCCCAUGGUUGAUUCUCGUCCUGAUAUUUUUCUGCCAUAUAAGAUUAUCUUUAAAAUAAACGCAUUGGUUCAACAUGGUUGCAUUUCAGGGCCAGCACUUGAUACUAGUUUCUAUCAUUUGGUCGAUCCGCGUAGAAUAAAGAUUGAAUUUGUAGAACAUGCCUUGGAUAGACUAUUCCAUUUAAAGGAAUGCGAGUAUAAGCCAUAUAGUUGGCUUACUGAGCAGUACAAGAAGUAUUUAAGGCGUCCUCCAAAUUCUCCUGCCAUAUCUUUGGAUGCUGGAUUGGUAUAUGUUCGCAGGGUCCAAAUAACACCUUGUAAGGUGUACUUUUGUGGUCCUGAAGUCAAUGUCUCGAAUCGGGUGUUGCGCCACUUUUCUCGAGAUAUCGAUAAUUUUCUUCGGGUAUCUUUUGUCGAUGAGGAGUGGGAUAAAAUGCGUUCGAUAGAUUUGUUGCCACGAACAUCUUCUACGAUUAAGGAUCGUAAAACUGAAAUCUACAAGAGAAUUCUCUCUGUUCUUAAAAAUGGCAUAGUCAUUGGUGGUAAAAUGUUUAAGUUUCUUGCAUUCUCAUCAAGUCAGUUAAGAGAUAAUUCUUUGUGGAUGUUUGCUACCAGACCUGGCCUCGACGCAGAAGAUAUUCGAGCGUGGAUGGGAGAUUUUAGACAGAUCAAGAAUCCAGCAAAGUAUGCUGCUAGAUUGGGCCAAUCAUUUGGCUCAUCGACCGAGACACUUUCGGUUGCUAGACAUGAAAGGGAAAUUAUUCCUGACAUAGAGGUUCAACAUGGGGAAGUAAAGUAUGUGUUUUCUGAUGGAAUUGGAAAGAUAUCAAGCGAUUUUGCCAAAAAAGUAUCUGCAAAAUGUGGUUUGAAAGCAUUCACCCCAUCUGCUUUUCAGAUUCGUUAUGGCGGUUAUAAGGGUGUUGUUGCUGUUGAUCCAUACUCAUCAAAAAAAUUAUCUUUGAGGAAGAGCAUGUGCAAAUUUGAAUCAGACAACACGAAACUUGACGUUUUAGGAUAUAGCAAAUAUCAACCGUGCUUCCUUAAUCGUCAAUUGAUUACUCUUUUGUCUACUCUAGGUGUUAGAGAUGAAGUUUUUGAGAAAAAGCAACGCGAAGCUGUUGAACAAUUGGACGCGAUAUUAACUGAUCCUUUGAAGGCACAAGAAGCUUUAGAGUUGAUGGCUCCGGGAGAGAAUACUAAUGUCCUUAAGGAAAUGCUCAAAUGUGGCUAUAAGCCUAAUGUUGAGCCUUAUCUAUCAAUGAUGUUACAGGCUUUUCGGGCAUCAAAGUUGCUAGAUUUACGCACCAAAUCAAGAAUGUUUAUUCCAAAUGGGAGAGCGAUGAUGGGAUGUCUUGACGAGACUGGGAGCUUGGAAUAUGGACAAGUAUUUGUGCAAGUCUCAGGCGCUAAGCAAAGCAUUUUAUCCGUCACGACCUCCGCAUUCAAUAUAAGUAGUUCGGAACAGCGUGUCGCCAUCGAGGGAAAUGUAGUUGUUGCAAAAAAUCCGUGCCUGCACCCUGGGGACGUUCGUGUAUUAAAGGCUGUGAAUGUGCCUCGGUUGUAUCAUAUGGUUGAUUGUGUAGUUUUUCCACAAAAAGGAUCAAGACCUCAUCCGAAUGAAUGCUCGGGUAGUGAUUUGGAUGGGGAUAUAUACUUUGUCUGUUGGGACACUGAGCUGAUCCCGCCUCGACAAAUUCCACCGAUGGAUUAUACUCCUGCACCACCUACUCAGUUGGAUCGCGACGUCACAAUCGAGGAUGUGCAAGAAUAUUUUGUGAACUACAUGGUUAACGACAGUCUUGGCAUCAUUGCCAAUGCCCACACUGCCUUUGCUGAUAAAGAGCUCUUUAAAGCAAGAAGUUCUCCUUGUAUAAACCUUGCAAAGCUCUUUUCCAUUGCUGUGGACUUCCCAAAAACUGGAGUACCAGCUAUAAUACCUCCCGAGUUAUAUGUCAAAGAGUUUCCCGACUUCAUGGAGAAGCCCGACAAACCCUCCUACGAAUCGAAGAAUGUGAUCGGAAAGCUUUUUCGGGCAGUGAAAGACAUUGCACCAACAACAAGCCAUAUCAGUUUGUUUACUCGAGAGGUAGCAAGGCAGUGUUACGAUUCUGAUAUGGAAAUUGAAGGCUAUGAAGAUUACGUCGAUGAUGCCAUCUAUCAUAAAAACAAUUAUGAUUAUAAGUUGGGGAAUUUGCUCGAUUAUUACGGGAUCAAGUCUGAGGCUGAGAUCCUUAGUGGAAAUAUAAUGACUAUGUCCAAGUCUUUCACCAAAAAAAGAGAUGCAGAAGCCAUCAACUUGGCUAUCAGGUCUCUGAGAAAGGAGGCUAGGACUUGGUUCAAUGAGAGAGAAAGCGGUCCCGAUUCAGAUUCAGUUUCGGGCUUGGAUGAUUUAUUUGCCAAAGCUUCAGCCUGGUACCAUGUCACUUAUCAUCCGAGUUAUUGGGGAAGCUAUAAUGAGGAUAUGAACCGUGAUCAUUAUCUGAGCUUUCCAUGGUGUGUUUAUGACAAGCUGAUGCAGAUUAAGGAGAAUAAUGUGAGGAGAAAACAGAGAGCUUCGAGACUAGCAGCUCUUGACAGCAGAUUCAGGAAUGCAUUGAAUCUUGGACAUUGAAGAACUAUAUUUUUAACAUCUUAUUUCUAGUUUUUGUGAAUAUUCUUGUUCCUGUUCUUUGAAGUUUGAAGUGCUGAACUAAGUUCCGAAAUGUGAUUACUUCUAGUUUUGGCUCCUGUUUGCAGCAAGUGAGAUGUAAAUAUUGCUGAUAUGAGAGCUUGUUAGUUAUUAGGAAAUGAACAUGCUUGUGAAUCUGGGAAAGGAUUGUUGCUAUUUUGUUCUUACACAUUUCUGAUAAGGUGUAGAAUGUGUAUGAGUUUUUUGUGGUCGAUGUAGUUUCAACUUUUGUCGGUUGGUAAAUUAUUUAUCAUUAUCUUUGUCA